UCCCGGCAGCCAUGCUUGACUAGAAAUUAAACGACGCAUGACACAGAUUCUCAUACAUGCAACUCUACCUCGAAGCACUAUAAAUAGGGGCCUGCGUGUGGAUGCCACUCUCAAAUCCAAGCUGCAGAGACCCUUACUGCUUAAGCACAGCGCUUCACUGUCACUGAGCAAGCAGGUUUCCAUGGCGGCUCCUACCUUGAUGCAGUGCUUGCUCGCCAUCUCCCUGCUCUCCUUCGCCGCCCACGCGCAGCUCUCGACGAUGUUCUACGCGUCCUCCUGCCCCAACCUGCAGGGCAUCGUGCGGGCGGCCAUGACCCAAGCCAUCAACAAUGAGCCUAGGAUGGGCGCCUCCCUGCUCAGGCUCUUCUUCCACGACUGCUUCGUGCAAGGUUGCGACGCCUCGAUCCUUCUCGACGCCGGAGGGGAGAAGUCCGCCGGCCCGAACGCGAACUCGGUGCGCGGCUAUGAGGUCAUCGACACCAUCAAGAAGAACGUCGAGGCUGCGUGCCCCGGCGUCGUGUCGUGCGCCGACAUCGUCGCUCUCGCCGCGCGCGACGGGACGAAUCUUCUCGGCGGGCCGACCUGGAACGUGCCGCUGGGCCGGCGCGACUCGACGACGGCGAGCGCGUCCCUCGCCAACCAGAACCUGCCGCCGCCGACGGCGAGCCUCGGGACGCUCAUCUCCCUGUUCGGCCGGCAGGGCCUCUCGGCUCGCGACAUGACGGCGCUGUCGGGCGCGCACACCAUCGGGCAGGCCCGGUGCACGACCUUCCGCGGCCGCAUCUAUGGUGACACCGACAUCAACGCCUCCUUCGCGGCGCUCCGGCAGCAGACGUGCCCGCGGUCGGGCGGCGACGGCAACCUGGCGCCCAUGGACCUGCAGACGCCGGCGAGGUUCGACAACGCCUACUACACGAACCUGCUGUCGCAGCGGGGCCUGUUCCACUCGGACCAGGAGCUCUUCAACGGCGGGUCGCAGGACGCGCUGGUGAGGCAGUACAGCAGCAGCCCGUCGCAGUUCAACAGCGACUUCGUGGCGGCCAUGAUCAAGAUGGGCAACAUUGGGGCCGGCAACGCCGGACAGAUCAGGCGCAACUGCCGGGUCGUCAACAGCUAGAUACGACAUGUAGCUGGCUGAUCGAUCGACCGUCUAUAAGUGUAUCUAUAGAACUCAGAAGAAUAAGUGGUGAACGACCCACGACAGAAAGUGAUAGAAGCAGCAUCACUUGCAUGGCCAGGUUAUUGAAACUGUUCACCUGGUCAUUUUGGUUGGAUUGUCCAAGUUGGUUGUGUGUGCCAAAGGGCGGCACACCAAAAAAAAUUCCCCUCAUAUUAGUACUAGACUUUCUUUUCUCCACUAGCCUUGCCUGCAUAUUUGUCUUGUUUCCCCCAGUAGUGAACAAAAUAUCAUAUCUUUGUACAACACUUUUUUAGGGCUUUUUCUUUUCAAGGGGAACGGUGCCCUUUAUCUCAGGCGAUGGUUACAUGUUGAUUAUGGCCUAAACCAGGCACAA
This is a messenger RNA of Setaria italica (foxtail millet), 1514 nucleotides long. RefSeq names its product peroxidase P7. Gene Ontology annotation, molecular function: peroxidase activity; heme binding. NCBI's taxonomy places the organism in Eukaryota, Viridiplantae, Streptophyta, Magnoliopsida, Poales, Poaceae. Bases 38 to 1117 code for a protein of 359 amino acids. The transcript is spliced from 3 exons. Gene Ontology annotation, biological process: response to oxidative stress; hydrogen peroxide catabolic process. The record is from RefSeq and is a predicted model, not a curated record.